AUGCCUCGCCCUGCCAAGAAGGCAGACGCAAAAAUGCCCAUGAUGGCUGCGCCGGCUCCUACCAUGAUCCCCCCUCCGACCGCGGGCAUGAUGACUGCUCCCCCCAUGACACUCGGCGGUCUCGUGCCCGCCCCGACGCGCAUUGUUGAUCCUGAGAGCUUCCUGCGUGUGCGCGACUCGGCAGUUGGCCGCCUCCAGACCAUCGCGGAGCUGCUGCGAUCAUUCACCGCCGACUAUGUGCGCCAGACCAAUCUGCUUCUCGGGGAACCCACCCCCGAGGGCGUUCCGAACGACCUGCUCAGCUCGUUCGAGAACGCGGCCGCUCAGCUCAUGAUGCCCAUUUCCGAGCAGCUGCAACCGCCGGUGGAGGAGAAGAAGGAGCGCAAGAAGAGGACGCACGACCCCAACGCCCCCAAGCGGCCGCUGACGCCGUACUUCCUGUACAUGCAACACGCCCGCUCCAUCAUCGCCAACGACCUCGGCGCCGAGGCUCCCAAGGGCGCCGUCCAGGCCGAGGGUCAGCGACGCUGGGCGCACAUGAGCACCAACGAGAAGAAGGGCUGGAACGCCGCGUACCAGUACAACCUUCGUCUGUACAACGCCCGCGUGCACUCCUACAAGGCCGGCAACCCGCUGGCCAAGAACAUGAACGACGACGAGGCGCUCAAGUAUGCCGAGGACUUUCAGAUCCCCAUGCCCGAGAUGAAGGACGUCCCCGCCGAGGUGCCGGCGAAUGACCACGAGGCCAUCGCCGAGCAGCUGCAGCAAGGCGUCGACGACGCCAAGACGCCCAAGAAGGCGGCCGGCGGCCGCAAGCGCAAGACGGCAACGCCCGCCGCCGCCGACGCCGGCAUCGUCGAGCCCAAGGCAACGCCGGCCAGCCCUGCGAAGCGCCGGCGAACCUCGACCAAGGCGCCCGAGGAGAAGGAGGAGCCGAAGAAGUCGGGACGCAAGAAGACUAAGGGCACUUAA
This is a messenger RNA of Drechmeria coniospora, 972 nucleotides long. RefSeq names its product high mobility group protein. NCBI's taxonomy places the organism in Eukaryota, Fungi, Ascomycota, Sordariomycetes, Hypocreales, Ophiocordycipitaceae. The record is from RefSeq and is a predicted model, not a curated record. The transcript has 3 exons. Bases 1 to 972 code for a protein of 323 amino acids.